UUUCGCGGGCCUGGGUACCGCGGGAGCGGGCCGAUGCUGCCCUUUCUGGCGCAUACCCCAGUGGGAGCCCCACAAACAAAGCAACCCCUGUGGACUAGAGCCCGGGAACCUCUGAAACGCUGACCUUUGACAUUUACUUGGGCGGAGCUUGCAGGAGGCCAUGCUUGUCUGGUGAGAAGGGGUCGAGGCCCAAGUCUUGGUGGGGAAGCGGCUGCCAGGGAAGCAGGUAUCCUGAGGGCGCGGGGACAAGCGAACAGCGUCAGUCCUCCGGAGAGCAUCCGCGUGGGGGCCGGAGCCCCGGUGCGGUCCUCUGCUCCUCCUCGUGUGCCCGCACACUUGGCUGUCGGACCACCAGACCCAUCACCAGUGCUUGCACUUUAUGGCUGCCACACCUUCCAGAGACCCCAGCACUGGGCCUCCCCUGAAAAGCAGCCUCCACUUACCCUAGCUGUCAGCAGAUAGGGCAGGAUCCAGAGCUGCCAGCAUCAUCAUAAACUGGGAACAUCAGCCACCGCUGUAGUUUCCCUGGCAGCAGCCAUGGGCCUCCCCGUGAACAGACAAGGAGUCUAAGCCUAGGAGGAGAGGGUGGAUUCACAGGAGCCCCACUUCUGGAUCUUGGACUCCUCUGCCCUCACUUGGUCCACCAGGGCAGCCUGUCUCUGGCCCUUGCUCCUGGACAGUCAAAGCUGCUAAGGGCCAGGCCCAGAGCAGCUUGGGAUGCACAGGUGGCACCAGCCCCACACACCUGGCUCUGAGAUGAAACCCCCAUCUCCUGUCUCACUAGGCCAGGCUGCUGAGCCACUGAGUAGCUGGACAGGCCUGGAGUCUUCCUGAUCAGGGGAGGCAGCCCCGAGUAGUGUCCAGCAGCUUGUGUGAGCAGCGGUCCCCAGGGGACAGUGGAGCAGGCCUGGGGCCCUGCUGCAGAAAGUCCCAUCACUCCCCACCCUCUGUCUGGACUUAGCAUGGGCUGUGGGCAUCUGGCUAGGCUGUGGGGGUUUGUCCAGGAGGGUAUUAUGUACUUGCUCCUCAGGUGGCCAGGAGGAGUGAUGGGAGGAUCUGGUGGAGGGGAAGCUGCAAAGGUGUCAAGGUGUCAAAGGCCAGAAGGCCCUGGGAAGCCCCUCUCCCCAGAGAAGAGCCCCAAGCCAGUUUGAUCUCAGCUUUGCCUGUGCAGGAUUCUAGCUCCUGAAGUCUGUGGAAGGACAGGCAGACAUGCCAGUCUUGGCUUUGAAGCAAGUUUAGGUUGGUGUCCCUACGUGGGAGUAUCAGGAGGGGCAGAGAUGAGGUAAAGUGAAGCUUCCCCCUUCAGAGGCUCAGAUCCUAAGGCAUGAAUACCUCCAGGCACACAGUAGUAUGUUGAGGUUCACAGAUUAGGGAAGAAGUCCAGGAAGACUCCAAGGACUGAGCAGGCAGGCUGUGGAGGGGACCACAGAGGACGAUCUCCCUCCAGAGCCACCUUGGCACAGGUCCUAUGGCAGGCAGCACAAUGUGCUCAUCUCUCCUCUGCCCAAGUUUGUCCUGGUGGCACAGCUGCCAUGAACCAGACUUGGCUUGGCCUCAGGGUAACAGUGCUGGCCUCCCUGACCAUCAGGAUACUUAGUGCAGUAACCCUGAGUUCUCAAAUCUGGUGAGGAAAGCAGCACACAGGAAAGGUGCUACAGGCACUAGGCGGUCCUGAUUUCUUCCCAAAUCGGAGCUACUGUGUGAAGACAGUCAGAUGGCUGUUUCGUGUGCACACAGACACAUGCUAGCACAUUAACCUAUUGCAUAUGCACACAGAUGCAUGCUGGCCUACUACAUGUGUGCACAGAUACAUACUGGUCUGUUGCAUGUACACGCUAGCCUGUUACAUAUGUAUACACUUGCACACUGGCCUGUUGCAUGUGCACUCAGUUAUGAACUGGCCUGUUGUGCAGAUAUACACUGGCCUGGGGCAUGUGCACACGGAUAUGUGGUGGCCUGUGAUGAGUGCACCAAUAUGUGCAAGCCAUACAGAUAUGUACUGGCCCGUUGCGUAUGCAUGCAGAUACACACUAGCCUAUUGCCUGUGCAUGCAGAUACAGGCUAACCUGCAUGUGUACAGCUCUGCAUCCUUGCACCAGCCAGAGGUUGGGAAGAGCUAAUGGGGCGCUCCUGCCCACACUGUCCACAGAGGGGAUGUGGAAGGACCAGUGCGAGGAGUGGCCAGGUGAAGGUAGGGCAUCAGAUGCCAUGAGGGAGCAAACAUAGCAAGACACUUAAACGGGUCUGCCUGCACUGGUCAUGUGGAAAGGGGCUCCUGCUCCAGCUGACACCAACCAGGGGUCCUGGCCCAGAGAAGCUCUGUGCCCCACACACACCUCACAUGCCCUUGCAGAUGGUGAAAAGCUGGCUGAUGUGACAGAUGGUCGGGGUAUCCGGGUGGUGCCAUCCAUGCAGAGGGCAGAGGACUCCAGCGAGAGUCAUGAGGAGGAGCAGGCACCUGAAGAUCAGGACACAAAUGAGCUGUUUCCUGGGGGGGCUAGAAAGCUGCCCCCACUGAACCUCACCUAUCAGGUGCCCGAGUGGCAGGAGGAGUACAAGGGGCAGGUGAACCUGCAUGUGUUUGAGGACUGGUGUGGGGGCGCCGUGGGCCACCUGAGGAGGAACCUGCACUUCCCACUGUUCCCCCACACCCGCACCACUGUGAAGAAGCUGGCUGUGUCCCCCAGAUGGAGGAACUACGGACUCCGGAUCUUUGGCUACAUCCACCCAGCGAGAGAUGGAGACGUCCAGUUCUCUGUGGCUUCAGAUGACAACUCUGAGUUUUGGCUGAGCCUGGAUGAGAGCCCAGCAGCCGCCCAGCUUGUAGCCUUCGUGGGCAAGACUGGCUCCGAGUGGACAGCGCCUGGAGAAUUCACCAAGUUCAGCUCCCAGGUGUCCAAGCCCAAACGGCUCAUGGCUUCCCGGAGGUACUACUUUGAACUGCUUCACAAGCAGGAUGACCGGGGCUCAGACCAUGUGGAAGUGGGUUGGCGCACUUACCUGCCGGGUCUAAAGUUUGAAGUCAUCAGCUCUGCUCACAUCUCCCUUUACACAGACGAGUCCUCCCUGAAGAUGGACCAUGUGGCCCACGUGCCCCAGUCUCCAGCUAGCCAUGGCAGGGGCCACCUGCCCAUGGAGGAGCCCAGUGCAGACAUGCUUCGGCCAGACCCCAGGGACAACUUCUUUCUCACACCCCGGAUGGAGCCCUCGAGCCUGGAGAGCGUGCUGGAGCCCUGUGCCUAUGCACCUACCUAUGUUCUCAAGGAUUUCCCCAUCGCCAGAUACCAGGGGCUGCAGUUUGUAUACCUAUCCUUCGUGUAUCCCAAUGACUACACCCGCCUCACUCAUAUGGAGACGGACAACAAGUGCUUCUACCGGGAGUCUCCCCUGUACCUGGAAAGGUUCGGGUUCUACAAAUACAUGAGGAUGGACAAGCGCGCAGGGGAGGAGGAUGCAGAGGAGGAGGUGCAGCGCCGGGCCUUCCUGUUCCUCAACCCUGAAGGUGAGCCCUCCCCUUCCAGCCCCACCCCCCACGGGCCCAGGCGCCAGGGCCCAGAGCCCCAGGUGCCUCCGACCCUUGGGGCCCCGCAGGCCCACACAUUCACAGCAGAUGUGAACUCCUCGGCUGCCAUGCAGCCGGUGACCUCCUUCCUGAGCUUGUCCCAGGUGUCCCGGCCGCAGCUACCUGCCGAGGGUGAGGAGGAGGAGGAAGGGGAGGAGGAGGACAGAGCCCCAGGUGACGAGGUGGCCUCAGAGGACAGCGAGGAGGACGCUGCAGGUCGCGCGCCUGGGCGCUGGCGAGAAGACGCUAUCGACUGGCAGCGUACGUUCAGCGUGGGCGCUGUGGACUUCGAGCUGCUGCGUUCAGACUGGAAUGACCUGCGCUGCAACGUGUCAGGCAAUCUACAGCUGCCAGAAGCCGAGGCCGUGGACGUGGCAGCCCAGUACAUGGAACGCCUCAAUGCGCGCCAUGGCGGGCGCUUCUCCCUUCUGCGCAUAGUGAACGUUGAGAAGCGCCGGGACUCGGCGCGCGGCAGCCGCUUCUUGUUGGAGCUAGAGCUGGAGGAGCGCGGUGGCGGCCGCCUGCGCCUCUCCGAGUUCGUUUUCCUGCGGGUGCCGGGUGCGCACUCCCGGGAUGAGGAGGGAGAAAGCCCUGAGCCACCACCCGCUGCUGCUUCCCUGCGCCCUGACAGCCGCCCCGAGCUCUGCCGACCUCUGCGCCUCGCCUGGCGCCAGGACGUCGUCGUGCACUUCAUCGUACCAGUUAAGAACCAGGCACGCUGGGUGGUGCAGUUUCUGGCGGACAUGGCCUCACUGCAUGCGCACACCGGGGACCCGCACUUCAGCGUCAUUCUGGUGGACUUCGAGAGCGACGACAUGGACGUAGAGCGUGCCCUGCGCCGGGCGCGGCUGCCCGGGUAUCAGUACCUGAGACGAACUGGAAACUUCGAGCGCUCUGCCGGGCUGCAAGCAGGAGUGGAUGCCGUGGAGGACCCCAGCAGCAUCGUCUUCCUCUGCGACCUGCACAUCCACUUCCCACCCAGCAUCCUGGACAGCAUCCGCAAGCACUGCGUGGAGGGCACGCUGGCCUUUGCACCCGUGGUCAUGCGCCUGGGCUGUGGGAGUUCCCCUCGCAACCCGCGUGGUUACUGGGAAGUGAACGGCUUUGGUCUCUUUGGGAUCUAUAAAUCCGACUUCGACCGCGUGGGAGGCAUGAACACGGAGGAGUUCCGAGACCAGUGGGGGGGCGAGGACUGGGAGCUCCUGGACAGGGUCCUGCAGGCAGGACUGGAGGUGGAGCGACUCCGACUUCGGAACUUCUACCACUACUACCACUCCAAGCGGGGCAUGUGGGGCACACGCAGCCACAAGGGCACCCGCAAGGAGCCAUCGUGAGGAUGGGCACCCAUGCCAACCUAGUCCAGGAGCACAGUCACCACCCGUGCCUCCCCCUCAUCCCGCCACACCCUGUGGCCUCCCCAGAGGCAGCCUUUCCAGCUGGUCCUUCAGGCUGCCUCUGUCCUCACACUCCAAGAUGAUUUCUGUGAAAUUUUCAUUAGCAAUGACAUUGUUUUCAGGAUUUCCGAGUUCUUUCUGUUCCGUUUUUUAUUCAGAAUGAAAUGAAAUAUU
Fukomys damarensis (Damara mole-rat) is the source of this 5130-nucleotide messenger RNA. It is a transcript of the gene B4galnt4, whose product is annotated as beta-1,4-N-acetyl-galactosaminyltransferase 4. NCBI's taxonomy places the organism in Eukaryota, Metazoa, Chordata, Mammalia, Rodentia, Bathyergidae. The record is from RefSeq and is a predicted model, not a curated record. Gene Ontology annotation, cellular component: Golgi cisterna membrane. The coding region runs from base 2260 to 4896 and encodes 878 amino acids. Gene Ontology annotation, molecular function: acetylgalactosaminyltransferase activity. The transcript has 19 exons.